GAUACUUGCCCGCAUAACAUUUAACUAAUUCAGAAUUAUUUAAAUGAAUUUUAACAACGUAACUCAAUAUGUAGAUUUGCUUUUUAUUACACGUCCCUGCUUGAGAAUCUAUUGUUAAAAAUUAUAAAAGAUAAUAGCCCCCCUCAAUGACCUAAAGGUGGCAACAAGCCUCAAAUUAAUAACCCCCUUGUAAACCGUCCAUUUACAACAAUCUGUAAAAAAAUCAUCUGCCUCGGCACCCAAUCAAGUUAAUUAUCCAGGUGGUCUUAGCCCAUUGUAUCCAAUCUUCGACUCAUCUGCUUGAUUUUGGCGACGCUCUGACCAGCUGAACGUAAAAAAGUGAUGAUUCUAGAACUCCGCCCUGGCCAGGUGUAUGCGGGUGAACGCUACUGAUAGUAUAAUAAUGAUAGGAUCAAGGGUUAGUACCAUCGUGGUUAAGACACGCGAAAGCACGCGAAAGAUGAACAAUGGCGGCCCCGACAGCCCCCGUAUCAUCUUGCAUGUAUUCAGAGUGGAUGAUCGACGGAAAAUAUCAAGUUACUGAAAGGACACACGAAGACAACAAGCGAUAUAAACACGUGCCCCAUAAGGACAAGCCGGCGCAAGUCGUCGCCAGAAGAAAUGCCAGGGAAAGGCGCAGGGUGCAGGCGGUCAACUCGGCCUUUGCCAGGCUGAGGAAGGUCGUCCCUUUGGAGAAUACAAGGGGAAAGAGGGUCAGUAAGGUGAAAACGCUGCAACAGGCCAUCGAGUACAUCCAAGCCUUGGUCCAAUUGCUGGAACAAGACCGGAACUGGAUUUCCCACUACUACUCCCACAAGCUCGAGGGGGAUUUCUUCGAUUACAAUUUCUGAGCGUGUUGUUAUCAAAGUCGAUUGUCUCUAGUCAAAUAAAAUCGUAAUUUUUUCCACAAUGCAUCAUUGUGAGGGCACCCACAUCGACCUUGCCUCCAAUUCUCCUUUAUCAUUCCAAUUGCGUAUCCCUUGAUGUAGCAUUAUUAUUCCAUGUGUGGAAAAAUGAUUUAUUUCGCAAAUAUUAAUUGGCAUGCGGUGAUUAAAGCACGUUUUUGUGUAGUAGCAUGUGUAGAGGUGCGGUGUUAAUGCCUCUUUUGGAUAUCUUCACGUAGCAAAGGACAUCACUCGCACUCUGGCAAGGACGUGCAUUUAAUCACUUAUUACAGUUGGGAGUAUUUAUUAUUAUCAACAGUCAAUGUACAUACACGUAAGGAAUGUUUACAUCCUGUUUGGUUGCUUCGGACAAAGCGACCUUAAUCAAUAUUCAUAAUUAACGGCGAUUUGCGGCCUGACCGCAAAAGUGCGAAAAGGGAGGCUGGCGAACGCGGGGGCGAACGGCUUGCCAAAUUAUAAGGUCAAUAAACCCGAAUUUUAUAAAAAAAAUACGAAAAAUUGGUGAUUUUAAAGCGUUUCAGAGACUAAAAAUUACAAA
This is a messenger RNA of Tribolium castaneum (red flour beetle), 1443 nucleotides long. Its product is annotated as transcription factor ATOH7. NCBI's taxonomy places the organism in Eukaryota, Metazoa, Arthropoda, Insecta, Coleoptera, Tenebrionidae. The transcript has 3 exons. Bases 468 to 851 code for a protein of 127 amino acids. Gene Ontology annotation, biological process: developmental process; regulation of transcription by RNA polymerase II. Gene Ontology annotation, molecular function: RNA polymerase II transcription regulatory region sequence-specific DNA binding; protein dimerization activity; DNA-binding transcription factor activity, RNA polymerase II-specific. The record is from RefSeq and is a predicted model, not a curated record.